UGACAGCUGUAUAUCGAUUAUGAAAAAAGUACUUAGAUCAUGCUCCUUGUAUUGCAGCCAGGGGCGCACUGACAACUCAUGGGGCCCCUGGGCAAUAGGGGAUCAUGGGGCCCCUGUGUCCUUGCCCAAACUCAAAAAAGUCUACGAAAAAGGUACCAGUGGCAUCUCAUGGGGCCCCCUACUGACCCUGGGCCCUCGGGCAGUGCCCGAGUUUCCAAAUGGUCAGUCCGCCCCUGAUUGCAGCUCAACU
Molecule: messenger RNA, 250 nt
Organism: Staurois parvus
Lineage: Eukaryota; Metazoa; Chordata; Amphibia; Anura; Ranidae
Source: the annotation of a GenBank genome assembly